Molecule: messenger RNA, 2266 nt
Organism: Polistes canadensis
Lineage: Eukaryota; Metazoa; Arthropoda; Insecta; Hymenoptera; Vespidae
Gene: p130CAS
Product: breast cancer anti-estrogen resistance protein 1-like
Exons: 6
Coding region: 156-1766 (536 amino acids)
Biological process (GO): cell surface receptor protein tyrosine kinase signaling pathway; cell migration
Cellular component (GO): cytoplasm; plasma membrane
Source: RefSeq, a predicted model, not a curated record
UGUAUUAUUUUUGCCCACAGGUCGUGACACCGCAAAAGUGUGGCGACGUGUACCUGUACGAUUUACCAGCUAGUCGCGGAAGUCCUGCUCCACCAUCCAGACACGAUUCACCCCUAAAUUCGAACAACGAACAUUUGCACAAUACAGGACGAUACAUGACAAGCGCAAGAAGCUCAGUCGACAACGGUGGAGAUGUGACCGACUGUUACGACGUUCCACCGCGUGCAAUUCCUGUAAUUCCAUCCCCGGCAAGUAGUCCGAGUCCUGCACCAUCUUGCUAUGAUAUUCCAAGGCCACCGACAUCCUGCACGCCAAACUCCAAUUGUUCUGCUGGCUCUGGCAUCACCCCUUUAGAUUGUUACGACGUACCACGACCGUUGCAACCAUUAACACCGAGUAGUUCGGCUUCCAGUUUGACCAACGAUGGAUCCCUCAGUGGAUCCAAUAGGUCGAGUCUCGCAGCUCCAGAUUAUGACGUGCCACGGCCACGUCUUCCAGCAUCGUCGUUACCAUCGCGGCACAACACACCGGUCCCUAAAACGCCAACGCCACCGCCACCUCCGAUGCAAACUCAGCAAAUUUAUGACGUACCGAUGAACAAGGAACUACCAUUGGAAUUGGAUGCCGCGUUGGAAGGACUUCAGAGGUUGCAAAGUGAAGCUUCAUCAGCGAUAGCAAGGUUAUUGGGUUUUGUUAGUCCAGGUUGGAGAACACCUCAACGACUGGAUGCAACGUUGAUGGAUUUAAGGCUCGCAGCAUUGAGAUUGAGAACGUCUUUACAUGAUUUAGCUGAAUUUGCCGAAGUGGUCCGCAUUACGCACUUAGGUACGCUCGGUAACGCGGCCAAAGCGCCAGACAAAGGGCUGGCUACAAAAUUACGGCCCUUGGUUAAGGCACUUCGUGACUCCGACAAACUCGUGCAGGAAGCCGCCACCGAAUUGGAUACGAUGGAAUGGGACGCGGGUAAACUCUGUCGCGGUGGUGGCGACACGCCGACACCUACCAAUGGGCCACCACCACCUUCUCUUUUGCCAACUGUUCAACCGGAUCCACUAGAUCAGCUGAUCGCGUGUGCACGAGCACUCACGGAAGACGUUCGUCAGGUCGCCAGUUUCAUUCAGGGAAACUCGACGUUAUUGUUCAAACGAUCUUCCAUCAUCUCGACGGGCAGCAGCAACAACAGCGGUGCCGGGGAAGAUUACGAUUACGUUAAUCUCGAUUCGAGAGAGGUCGUCGCAAAACAACGGGAAGAAUUGAGGGCAUCCUUACCACAAGAACUUCGUAGCAGUUACGAUUUGCUCGUAUCCGAGGCGGACAAUGCGGCCAUUCAAAUGCCACCCACGACACCGACGCCCAUGGAUCCCAACGACAAACAAUUGUUGGCAUUCUAUGCUGCUCAGGUGAUAACGCAUGGUGCACACCUAACUCAUGCCAUUGACGCCUUCUUGCAAACGGUCGAACAUAAUCAGCCACCCAAGGUAUUUCUGGCCCAUGGCAAAUUCGUCGUACUCAGUGCCCAUCGACUCGUUCAUAUUGGUGACACGGUACACAGGAAUGUUACAAGAAACGAUGUCAGAACGCGAGUCCUUCAAUGUGCUAAUGCUUUGAACGAGGCACUCGCACAAACCGUAUCUAAGACCAAACAGGCUGCACAAUUUUUUCCUAGCGUUACUGCAGUACAAGAGAUGGUUGAUAGUGUCGUUGACGUUUCUCACUUGGCCAAAGAUCUCAAAGUUGCCAUGAUACAUGCUGCGCAACAGCCAUGAAUGUAUUCUUGCACUACUAGCAACGAAUCGCGUGAUUGGAUAAUUAAAGCAUGAGAUGGAUAGAUGAUUAAGGAAAGGGAAAGAGAAAAAAAUGGAAUAAUCAAUGUCUUCUUACAACAACAUUUUGUAAUAACUCGAAGAAGAUAUUUGAAUGAUCCUACGAUGGGAAGAAAAUGUUUAGGAGACUGUAAUCAAAUAGCGUCGUAAUAUUAUCGACUGAUCGUUAAAAGUUUAGCUAUGACUGUAACUAUCCUGGUUUCUGACGAUUGAACGAAUAAGAUUUAUAGUCUUUGGACGUGUCUUUUUAAGAUGAACGGAUAAUACGAAGAGGGAAAAUAUUCUCGGAACUUGAACGUGUCUCCCCUUUUUUUUUUGUUCAUCUUUUUAAAGAUAAGGAAUAUCUAGGCCUAUGAUUUAUUUAGAAAUAUGCAACUGCCAAAGCACAGGUAUAGCAGUAGGGUUGAAGGGAGGCCAAUUAAAAAGAAAAAAAAAAAAAAAAU